Molecule: messenger RNA, 1598 nt
Organism: Saprolegnia parasitica CBS 223.65
Lineage: Eukaryota; Oomycota; Saprolegniomycetes; Saprolegniales; Saprolegniaceae
Exons: 10
Coding region: 12-1520 (502 amino acids)
Source: RefSeq, a predicted model, not a curated record
CAGCAAGAAGGAUGCAUAGUACCAAGUACUACAGCGCCUCAUGGCUGCAGACGGCCGAGAACACGAAGAACCAUAUGCUCAUGGUCUGCUUGGCGAUCCUGCACUCGAUCGACCACAUCCAGGAGCGCUUCGGCGUCUCGAGCGACGUCGUCCAGGACGCCAAGCGCCAUCUGCACCAGCUACUGCACUUUGACAUUGCGAGCACGUCGCUGCCGUCCAUCUCGGAGGCCUGGACGGCGAAGGUCAACUCGUGCGACAUUUGGGCCUCGGACGCCGGCGGCUUUAUCGCAUGGCUCAUCGACACGAUCAAGAGGAUCUCGGACUUUGUGCACGUGGCGUACGACCACAUCUACUCGUGCGCGCAGGCGAUCCCGUAUGUGCCCACCGCGUGCGCGCAGCUCGGCAAGAUCUACGACUGCUGCAUGUCGUCGUCGCCGCCCGACUCGCCGACAUCGGCCAUGUCCUUUCCAUCCGCGACCGACGAGCCGCCCAUGACGCCGUACCAAGACACCUUUUUGGCCAUCGUGCUCGAGUACCGCGAGAAGGAUGGCAACCUCAUGAGCAAGCGCAUGCGCCGCAUGAUGCACUUCACCAUGUCGGCGCGGCCCUUUGAAGCCACCGUGCAGCUGCCGCCGAUCCCGCGCCACGAGCUGCUCGCGAACUCACACGCCAUCUACAACACGGGUCUCACGCCGCAGUCGAUCCCGGCCUCGCCCCGGGCGCGCGCGCAGAUGACGGCAUCGCUCUCGUCCUUCUCGACCGACCUCCUCUACCAUGCGCGGGAUCAGCUCCGACAAGAGCGCGCAGCCAUGCUGCAAGGCAAGCAGCGCGAUGACAUCGUCGUGCCCUACUUUAACAACCAAGACUGCGCGCCCGAGAUCCAGCUCUCUUGCGGCGGCCACUGCGCCACCAAGAUCCACCAGGGAUUGUACCGGACCGUCCGCGCCAACGUUCCGAUCCCGACCGAGAAGGCGUUGUACUUUGAAAUGAGUAUUGUCCAAGCGCCGUCACUCAUCACUUCGUGCAUUGGCCUCUCGUCGCCAGCGACGCUGCCUCUCAACGCGCUUGUGGGGACCCAGAAACACUCGAUUGGGCUCUUCUCGUCCGGCACGAUCCUCGCACCGUCGCUCCAAGUCACACCGAUCGAGUCGCUCGUCGCGACCGGCUCGUCGACGAUCGGUGUCCUCGUGUACCGGUACCCCGACACGCCAGCCACGCAUAUCGUGCAGGUCCAAUUCGGCAAGCUCACGCCGCGCUCGAUCGCCGUCUCGGGCAUGUGCGAGCUCCGCGUGCCGGCCGAGAUCGACUUGUUUCCGACACUGAGCUUGCACUCGACCCAAGUGCCUGUGCUGGGCCGCUUUAGCCCGUGCGACUUUGUGUGUUCGAUGGACGGUCUCCAGGCCUUUGACCUCACCGCCGACUACCACACGAUUUACGGCCUCGACGGGAGUGUGUGGAGCAGCCAAACCACGAGCAGCAGUGCGACCCUGCCGUCGCCACGGACGAUAGCCGACGUUUAAGGACCCACCACCGCCGUCUUCUUGUACCAUAGACCAUCAUCAUAUACUACUAAUAAGACCAAGUCCAAGAAAAUGCAC